AUGAAUGGGUUCGUGCCGGAGAAAUUCCUCUGUUGGAAAUGGAAACCUCGUUCUGCGGCGGAGAAGGAAAGAGCGGCGAGGUUUCAGCGGGAAAACUUGGGGUUGGACGAUCCGAAGAGGUUGGGUGGGAAACACAGGAGGACAAGUGUGGCCGCUAUCGAUGGGGGGAAGCGCAAACGGCGACCAUCCGUCGUUCAAUCGACUACGCCUCUGGUCGCAGCGCCCCCGCCGGCGGCGAAGGAGGAGCACGUCGAGGUUGAGGAGCCUUGGACGCAGGCGUACGUCCAUAUCAACGAGGACAUCAUCACCAAAGACGAGACCCGUGCCAAGCUACGACGACAAGCCCACCACUGGAGGGGUGUAACCGCCGUUGCCGACUCCUCUUCACCACCGCCAACAACCAUCAAGGAGCUUCCGCCGUUGUCGAUCCAGAAUCCCUUUCUGGCUCUCAACUCGAAUCCUCACGUCCUACCACCGACCUAUGGACUACAUACGACCGCCCCAAUCCCCUCCAAGAGCCUCAUAACCUCCUACGAAUCGUCGAUUGCCCCCUCAGCCCAGUACUUAUCCGACCCACCGAAUGCCUACGCUCACCUAGGGAUGCCGAAGCCAUUCGUGCACCUUAUCGGACCACCUCUCGACGUGGCAUUAGAUUCUCGUCUCGCAGGGAACGACGGGCGAUUCGUGAGGAGUGGAUGUCGUCCUAACGCGGUCCUGCGCCCGCUGCUGUGCGAGAGGGACAAGAAUAAGCCGACACCGGCUUUGAAUACCCCACGACCGUUCGACUCACCAGCAGACCGAGAACAGGACGAAACGACCCUCGGAUUCGGCGUCUUUGCCCUGUGCGACCUCAAGGCAGACGAGGAUAUCGUGUUGGGUUGGGAAUGGGACGAUGGCAAUGCUGUUCAUAGCCUACCUGCGUUAUUGGAGGCGCCUCCUGCUUUUCCUCCUCGUUCGCCUCCUACGACCAUCAACCCCUCUGCCCACGACUGCGACGACCACAAAACCGAAUAUAGCCCAAACGAAAUCGCCCACCUCCGCAACCAGAUGUCGAACAUCCUCCACGCCCUCUCCUCGACGUUUACGACCUGUGCAUGCGGAGCACGAGCACGCGAUUGUGCCCUGACGCAAAUGGCUGCUUUCGUCGACGGUCAAUCGCAAUUGCUAACACCUCGGAAUCAUCACGGAGCGGCCAGCGACGAUGAGCGGGAAAAGGACAUCGACCUGGGUCCUCUUGUGGGCCGAAAACGCGGUUUCAAGACGCGAGAGCGGAUACCCUUCAGCGGAGGAAUGGGCGGGAUGGAGAUGGUGCCGCCGGAGCAGGACAAUGAGGAUCGAGGGCGGAAGAAGGUGACGCUGAACGGGUACCACGUCAACGCCAGUGCAGGCCCUAGUAGUCUCAAACCAGCGUUCUCGAUGGACAGAGACCAUCGCAAGGAUCUGCCGCCGCCUUUGCCCAGCUUUGCAUUGUCGCCGUCCUCACCUAGUCCGUCGAGGAGGAAGGGCAAGGCGAAGGCGGUCGAUAUUGAUGGUGAUGUCGAGAUGACGGAUGGACAGUCUCAGAGGAAGAAGAAUGGCUCGGUCGAUGGGCAAGCCCAGCGAUCGGGCACCUCCAACCCGGUAUUUCGUCUGCUCCAUCCAGAAGAUCAGCCUGCAAAGACCCAAACACAUCAUUCCUCUGAACUGCGACCACCAGACCCAGGACUACAACCCUCGAACGACUCAAAUGAUGGGCGGUCAACAUCUCUCGCGCCUGAUUUCGACGUGGAGCCACCUCCAGCAACGGGAGAUCGCAUGCCGCCCAAGAUGCGGAAGAAAUGGAUGCACCGGGAGGUCGAAGCGAUGAAGGGGAUGGGGUCGCCUGAUGAACACAAACUUAUGCCGCCGCCACCUAUGCCCGCUUCUUUGGACCCAACGACGAUCUCCUCCACGGACGUUGCGGGUGUUCCGAGCCCACAACCUCCCCAAUUUUCCCCAUCGCCACUCACAACGUUCGCCAAUCUCUCGUUACUCAGCCCCGCACUCCUCAACCAAGUUCAGCAGCAGCAACAAGGUGGUGGCUCGCCCUCUUUUCCAUUUCCGCCUCUAUCGAGGAAGGUCGAGGAGGGCGACAAGGAGAAGAUCUUCAAGCCGAAGAUCUGGGGUCCGCUGAAGGCUGGUUUGCCCACGUCGUCGUCGGCACCUUCUCUCCAGGCAUCUUCGCCGCUUUCCUCUUCUUUUAAGGCAUCAUCUUCUGCGAAGGACGUCGUGCGUCAGCCUUCGCCGUCGACUUUGGCGCAGACGCCACAGCAUGAAGAGGAGGAUGUGAAGAUGGUUGAUGGAACGUCUCCACAUAGUCCGACGUUCUCGAAGGUACCUCUCAGACCAAAAUCACCCUCUCAAGACCCGGAUUCCGUGGCAUCAACUCCGCACUCGCGGAAUGACGAGCCUCUACCACUCGUGGGCGACCUUGUAGCUGAGGAAUCGAAGGUAUUAGGACGGAAGGAGGACGAAGAUUCUCAUAUGGCUGGUGUAGACGAACACGAGGUGAAGACAGUCGAAGAGCCUACUUCAAUACCCACAUCGACCCCUCCACAGACAACCCUCUGGGCUCUGUCUGUGAUGUCAUUCUUUUCUUUCCAACUGAACGUCGGGGCUCAACCGGCCACUGGAGACUCUCUUGGCUACUAUAUGGCAUGGCCUGAAACUCAAGCAGUUAUGCUUCACACCGUGCCAGCAAAGAAGACAACGUGCGCUUCAAGUACCACCACCUAUAAUCGUGCCACGACAUCGACCACUACCGCACCUCCAGCGCCCGUCAAACCUUCGCCAUCCAUCGCAUCACUUCCUCUCCCUCAAACCUCAGGAAUGCUUCCAACACCUCUCCCGACUGUAUACCACCCCGUUGCCCCAGCGGCGGUCCUUACAACGCAGCCACAAUCACUUAUCACCUUCACCCGCACCGCAGGCCUUCUUCCUGCCCACCAUUCCCUAGCACCUCUACCUCCUGCGCUCCCCACACCCCCAGUACCAUGUUACUACCUCGCUUUUAUUGAUUUGUAUCCGUAG
Messenger RNA from Cyclocybe aegerita, 3048 nucleotides. The record is from the annotation of a GenBank genome assembly. NCBI's taxonomy places the organism in Eukaryota, Fungi, Basidiomycota, Agaricomycetes, Agaricales, Hemipholiotaceae.